AGGCCUCACUGACAUCGAAGACAUGAACGUCUGUAUAUACGUAAUCGUCGCAGUCACCAACAUAUCGAGUAGAGGCAUCUUAGCGGCACCAACGAAUGACGUAAGCGAAAACUGCGACCCCAAAACAACAUCGAGCAGGAUCGAAGAACGGGCGCUGUGCACGUACACCAGGACUGUCGACAAGGACCAAGCUCGCCUUCCUCCCGAGAUCCCCACGGUGCGUUGCAACUGCCUGGAUUCGCUCUGCGGAAACGUGGGGGACUUCCGGUGUCACGAGGUGACGGAGAUGUAUCCCGUCUACUACCCGGAGCAGCGUCGCAACGUAAGCAUCGAGGUGACGACGGCGUGCAUAUGCGUGGCAAGUCGAAGCAAACCAGCAUCGCCGUCUCUGACCAGGAUCCUCAUGGACGUAGGCAAUGAUCUCCUCGCUUGAAAUGGAUGGCGUGUAAGCCCAGUGUAUACUGCUCAGUGGUGCCAUG
Messenger RNA from Rhipicephalus sanguineus (brown dog tick), 479 nucleotides. RefSeq lists its product as uncharacterized. The transcript has a single exon. The coding region runs from base 23 to 433 and encodes 136 amino acids. Lineage: Eukaryota; Metazoa; Arthropoda; Arachnida; Ixodida; Ixodidae. The record is from RefSeq and is a predicted model, not a curated record.